Messenger RNA from Anoplopoma fimbria (sablefish), 1353 nucleotides. RefSeq names its product aldo-keto reductase family 1, member A1b (aldehyde reductase) (gene akr1a1b). Bases 171 to 1145 code for a protein of 324 amino acids. Gene Ontology annotation, cellular component: cytosol. NCBI's taxonomy places the organism in Eukaryota, Metazoa, Chordata, Actinopteri, Perciformes, Anoplopomatidae. The record is from RefSeq and is a predicted model, not a curated record. The transcript has 9 exons. Gene Ontology annotation, biological process: aldehyde catabolic process. Gene Ontology annotation, molecular function: aldose reductase (NADPH) activity.
GAGGAAUCCGCAUGUCAACAAAAUGAGGAGGUGUUUUUGAACAUUUGGCAGGAAACAGUCCUCUCGCAUAGCUGUCCUGUUAGGAGGAGCACAAGAAGAGGUGUGAACGUCUGUGUGAACAUCUGUGUGAACACCUGUGUGGACGUCGUGAAACAGUGCUUCUGGGAGGCAUGAAUGACUUUGCAGUUCUCAACACGGGGCGGAAGAUGCCCCUCCUUGGACUGGGGACGUGGAAGAGUGAGCCAGGAAAGGUGAAACAAGCAGUUAUUUGGGCAUUGGAGGCUGGGUAUCGCCAUAUUGACUGUGCAGCCAUCUAUGGCAAUGAGGUUGAGAUUGGCGAAGCCCUACAGGAGACUUUUGGCCCCGGCAAGGCCCUGAGAAGAGAGGACGUGUUCAUCACAUCCAAGCUGUGGAACACCCGACAUCACCCAGAGGACGUGGAGCCGGCCCUCCUGAAGACGCUGAAGGACCUGAAGCUGGAGUACCUGGACCUCUACCUCAUCCACUGGCCCAACGCCUUUCAGCGAGGAGACUCUCCUUUCCCAAAAAAGGAGGACGGCACCAUGCUGUAUGACGACAUAGACUACAAGCUGACCUGGGCUUCCAUGGAGAAGCUGGUGGAGAAGGGCCUCGUCAGAUCUAUCGGCCUGUCCAACUUCAACAGUAGGCAGAUAGAUGACGUUUUGUCGGUCGCCAGCAUCAAACCCACGGUCCUGCAGGUAGAGAGCCACCCGUACCUGGCCCAGGUAGAGCUGCUGGCCCACUGUCGGGACCGGGGCCUGGUGAUGACGGCCUACAGCCCUCUGGGCUCUCCUGACCGGGCCUGGAAACAUCCAGAUGAACCUGUUCUGCUUCUGGAGCCUGUGUUGGCCACCCUUGCAGAGAAAUAUAAAAAGUCCCCUGCUCAGAUCAUCCUGAGGUGGCAGACACAACGAGGAGUGGUGACAAUCCCCAAGAGUGUGACAGAGUCCCGUAUCAAAGAGAACAUUCAGGUGUUUGACUUUACCCUUGAAGCGGAGGAAAUGAAGAGUAUUGCAGCCCUGCACAAAGGCUGGCGCUACAUUGUACCAACGAUCCAAGUGGAAGGAAAAAGCGUUCCCAGAGAUGCAGGACAUCCUCACUACCCUUUCAACGACCCCUACUGACAACUCAGUCUGCAACCCUGAAUUUGUGCCUUCAACUACCCCACAUCACCCCCCCCCACCCACAUCACUAAUAAUCCCAGAGUUUGUCUUUAGAUUAAGUCAAAUCCUGCUUUUAUCAUUAGAAUUUCAAGUUAUUGUUGGUGAUGAAGAAUCUGGUAUGACUGUAUACAUACUACGUACAUGUUAUUUUUUAAAUAAACAUUUUGUU